CAAACCUCAUCUCCACCACACUCCGCCAUGCUCCGCGCCACCCGCCCACUCUUCUACGCCGCUCAGGCGCUCAAGGAGACCACCAACAUCACGGGCCUGGCAGUACACCCCCGCCCCCUGCCGGCCCUCAAGUCGCUGUACACGGAGACGCUUACUGGCCUCGCGGCGCUCCCCGCGUCCUCCGUGUACCGCCAGGCGACGGAGGCGCUCACGAAGCACCGCAUGGCGAUCGUCGAGCGCGCAGGCGAGGACGUGGCCGCCGUCGAGCGCGAGCUCGGCACCAUGGUCGAGGUCGCGAUCCAGGAGGCCGAGUGCGAGAAGAAGCUCGUCGGCUCCAUGGGCGAGUGGAAGGCUUGGGAGUCGCUUGAGGAGAAGCCCGAGCCGAACCAGUGGCGGUACUUUGACCCCACUGGCGACUCGCUGUAAGACGUGGGCGAUAGAUGCAAGCGCAAUGAGAUAAUCGGGGCGGCGCGGAGCAGUAGCUGGGCUGCAGCAUUUGCGCUUUUACCCCGGGUCGGAGUCGGG
This is a messenger RNA of Cutaneotrichosporon oleaginosum, 525 nucleotides long. RefSeq lists its product as uncharacterized. Lineage: Eukaryota; Fungi; Basidiomycota; Tremellomycetes; Trichosporonales; Trichosporonaceae. Gene Ontology annotation, biological process: respiratory electron transport chain. The record is from RefSeq and is a predicted model, not a curated record.